AAUUAAAGAAAGUUUAGUAAAUACUUGCUUAUUAAUUUUUCUGAUAUGGCUGGAACUUGUUUGAAAACAAUUCUCGUAAUUUGUGCUUUGGUCACAAUUGCUGCUGGUGGAGUAGGAUUAUAUUUCACCCUCACAUAAUUAAAUGGGUAUAAAGAAUUAUGGUCCUAAGUAAAUCCUGAUGUGGAUAAAUAUGCUAUGUAUUCGUUAUGUGGAUUCACAGGAGUGACUAUUUUAACAGGUUUAAUCAGUUUGAUUGGUGUUCUUAAAAGAAAUAGAUGCUUACUCCUUAUAUUUAACAUUCUCGCAAUCGUUUUGUUGGGUUUAUUCGUAGCAAUUGGAGUUUUUAUCACUAUUUAUACCAACAAUCAGUUCUAAGAUAUUAAAAACAUCACUAACUGCAAUAAUGCUCCUAGCGAUUACAACUGGUUAUAGUAAUCAAAUGAAUUUUACUAAAAGGUUGGUAUCUUAUUUUGCACAUAACUAUGUAAAUGCUAUGUUUAAAAUGUAUAAGACUUCCCUCCCUCAACUUUUGACAAUAAAUCUGUAGCAACUAUUCCUAGUUAAGGUACAACUCAAAUCUAAGUGUGUCCUUAUGCAAAAUAAGAAACUUAAUACGACUAAUAUCUUUCCUUAGUCUAAUUCCUUGAAAAUAAAUUUGAAUGCUCAGGUAUCUGCGAUCCUGUUCCUUAUUACGUCUUCACUGACAUUAAUAGAGGUCCACCUACUUAUACUAGCGGAUGCAAGCAAAGAGUUUAAGACUUUUUUGAAAAGUAUGGUAAUAUAGUUAGAGUAGUGGCUUUUUCAAUUGGUGGUUUCUUUUUCCUUUAAAUUAUCUUAGCUAUUUGGUUGUGUUGCAUUAAAAAAUCAAAUGGAGAAAACGACUACUACUCCAGAUUAGCUUAAUAUUGA
Tetrahymena thermophila SB210 is the source of this 909-nucleotide messenger RNA. Its product is annotated as tetraspanin family protein. Lineage: Eukaryota; Ciliophora; Oligohymenophorea; Hymenostomatida; Tetrahymenidae. The record is from RefSeq and is a predicted model, not a curated record. The transcript is spliced from 2 exons. Gene Ontology annotation, cellular component: membrane.